Osmerus eperlanus (European smelt) is the source of this 1772-nucleotide messenger RNA. RefSeq names its product kaptin (actin binding protein) (gene kptn). The transcript has 11 exons. The record is from RefSeq and is a predicted model, not a curated record. Bases 141 to 1451 code for a protein of 436 amino acids. Lineage: Eukaryota; Metazoa; Chordata; Actinopteri; Osmeriformes; Osmeridae. Gene Ontology annotation, cellular component: KICSTOR complex; lamellipodium; actin cytoskeleton. Gene Ontology annotation, biological process: actin filament organization; cellular response to amino acid starvation; negative regulation of TORC1 signaling. Gene Ontology annotation, molecular function: actin filament binding.
UUCCCAAUAGUCCCUCCCAAAAACGGAUGUUGUGAUUUUGAUCUAUCAUGUGCGAAACAGACGUUUCGCUAACGGAGCAUGUGUUGUUAAAUUCUUGCAUAAUCGGACUAUAAAAUAAGUGAUCAAAAAAAAUCUCUGGGAUGUUGCACGAAGCGAAAGAAACGUGUCCUUUUGCCGAGGACAGUUUUAGCCGUUUUUUGACUCAGAGUAACAUGUACGGCCUCUGCCAGGCAGGACAACAAGAGUUACUGGCUGCGACUUUGAAAGGCAAAGUAGUCUGUUUCAAGUACCAAGACUUACUACAGAAAAUCAGACCUGUUGCCAAAGAGGUCCAGUUCACUUACAUACCAGUUGACGCUGAGAUUGUAUCAAUCGAUGCGUUCACCAAGUCUCCACCAAACCGAGGGCUUGUUGUGGGAAUCACCUUCAUCAAGGAUUCUGGCGACAAAGCAACUCCGUUCCUCAACAUUUAUUGCGAUUACGAACCAGGUUCUGAGUUCAACCUGGAGUCAAUUGCACAGAGCUGUCUCAACCUGGAGCUGCAGUUUACGCCGUUCCAGCUUUACCACACAGAGGUGCAUUGUGGAGAUGCAGGCAGCGAGACCGUCUUUCUGCUAAGUGGUCACGACCAGAGAAUCCACCUCUACAAAGAGAAUGCCUCGCUUCACCAGUUCGAGGAGCAGCCAGUGGAGAGGCUGUUCCCUGAACUGCAGAAACUACCGAGCAAUGUUCUGUGGAUGGAUGUGUUAAGUAUCCCAGGAGACCGCCGCCUGUCCGCGUUCGGCUGUCAGAACGGCUGUGUGGGUCUGGCUCUGGUGGACCAGACAGGGCCUGAGGUACUACAGAGCUGGAGUAUACAGCAGGACAGUCCCAUCUCCACUGUCCUGCUCUUCCCUCUCCCCUGCCAGACUGACUCUCCCCACGAGGGGUACAACCUACUGGUGACCAGCACCAUCGAGAUGGCCGUGGUGUACAGGGACGUGCAGGAGAGCGGCGUGUCUCGCCCCGUGUGCCUCGCGGGGAGCGACCAGAGCGACGCGCUUCUCUGCGCGCUGACGGUGGAUCUGGACUUUGACGGGCAGAGGGAGAUUCUCCUGGGAACCCACGGGCAGGAGCUGCUCUGCUACAAGUUCCAGCAACCAAUGAGAGGGGCCACGGGCCAGUUCCAACUGCAGUGGAGGCGGAGCUUCAAGAGCCCCUUGCUGUCCAUCAUCUACCUGGACCUGACGGGCGACGGGCUGAAGGAGCUGGCUAUUUUAACGCUGAAAGGACUGCACAUAUUACAGCAUAGUCUGACCAGUACAGCAGAUCUCGUCCUCCAGCGAUUGGCUCAAAGAGUUUCCAUUCUGACGACUGCGUCCGAGGUCCAGCCAAUCACAGGCCAGGAUACUGAGGAGAGUGAUGUUGCAGCCAAUAAGGAGCUGGAUGCUAUAGAGCCACCAUCGAUAUAGAGACUUCCAUCUCAAGUUGAGACCUCCAUUCUGUUGCCUACAGUUUAUAUGUAACUGUGCUGACUCUGUGAUGCCUGAGAGAGCUGGAGUUUUACACGCCUCUUUGAGAAUCAGUAUCAUUAUAAAAAAUGUUUAUUUAUUGAUGAUGUUAUUUAGGAUCAUGAUUCAUGAAUCUUUAAGUUCAAUAUUUAUGUACAUGGUACAUGUGCUUGCAUUGCUGACAGUGUUGCCAAAAUAUUGCAAUGUCUUUCCAAUUAAUUGAUUUAUCGUGCAGAAAAAAUAUAAUAAAACACUAGUGCCUACUUCCAACAACACGACAAA